Messenger RNA from Diceros bicornis minor, 1838 nucleotides. It is a transcript of the gene TSC22D4, whose product is annotated as TSC22 domain family member 4. Gene Ontology annotation, biological process: regulation of transcription by RNA polymerase II; response to osmotic stress. The record is from RefSeq and is a predicted model, not a curated record. The transcript has 4 exons. Lineage: Eukaryota; Metazoa; Chordata; Mammalia; Perissodactyla; Rhinocerotidae. Bases 199 to 1386 code for a protein of 395 amino acids.
CCCCUACCCUGUUCUCCCUUCACCAACCAGGCACCCCCAGUUCCCCGCAAGGCCCUCCUGCCAUGUCGGACCCAGACGGCCCCAGGGGCCCUGAUGUACCCGCCAUGUGGCCCCCCUGUUCCAGGGGCGCCUGAGCCCCUUCGAAGAUCCACCACUGCCCCCCUGCCCACCUUGGCCUAGUCCUGAGCCCCAAGGACCAUGAGUGGGGGCAAGAAGAAGAGUAGUUUCCAAAUCACCAGCGUCACCACGGACUACGACGGCCCAGGGAGCCCAGGGGAUCCAGAUCCCCCUACCCCGCCGGCCCCCACCGGGCCCUCGCCCCGCCUGCCCAAUGGGGAGCCCAACCCUGAGCCGGGGGGCAAGGGCACCCCCCGGAAUGGCUCCCCGCCGCCUGGGGCCCCAGCCUCCCGUUUCCGGGUGGUGAAGCUGCCCCACGGCCUGGGAGAGCCUUAUCGCCGAGGCCGUUGGACGUGUGUGGAUGUUUACGAGAGAGACCUGGAGCCCCCUAGUUUUGGCAGGCUCCUGGAGGGAAUUCGAGGGGCCUCGGGGGGUACCGGGGGCAGAUCUUUGGAUUCCAGGUUGGAGCUGGCCAGCUUGGGCCUGGGCGCCCCUACCCCACAGCCAAGCCUGUCUCAGGGCCCCACCUCCUGGCUCCGCCCGCCUCCCACCUCCCCUGGACCUCAGGCCCGUUCCUUCACUGGGGGGCUGGGCCAGCUGGCGGUGCCUGGCAAGGCCAAGGGGGAGACACCCCCCAUGUCAGCCUCCCCACCGCAGCAGCACCCCCCAGAGCCUGGGACUGGGGAUAGCAUGGGGCCGCCCAGUGCCGCCACGCCCCUGCCCUCCCUGAGGGUGGAAGUGGAGGCUGGGGGCUCAGCAGCCGUGACCCCUCCACUGUCCCGAACGAAGGAUGGAGCCCUGCGGCUGAGGACGGAGUUGGUUCCUCCAGAGGAGAUGGGGCAGGUGCCCCCACUCGACUCUCGCCCCAGCUCCCCAGCCCUCUACUUCUUUCCUGAUGCCAGUCUGGUUCACAAGUCUUCAGACCCCUUUGGAGCAGCGGCAGCCCAGAGCCUCAGCUUGGCCCGCUCCAUGUUGGCCAUCAGUGGCCACCUGGACAGCGACGAUGAUAGUGGCUCCGGAAGCCUGGUUGGCAUUGACAACAAGAUCGAACAAGCCAUGGACUUGGUGAAGUCCCACCUCAUGUUUGCGGUCCGAGAGGAGGUGGAGGUGCUGAAGGAGCAGAUCCGGGACCUGGCCGAGCGGAAUGCCGCACUGGAGCAGGAGAAUGGACUGCUGCGUGCCCUGGCCAGCCCCGAGCAGCUGGCCCAGCUGCCCUCCUCGGGACUCCCACGGCUUGGGCCCCCGGCACCCAAUGGGCCCUCCGUCUGAGCCUCCCUUCCCUCACAAUGUGCCUUUGGGGGCUGCCACAGCUGCCAGGCCUUGUGCCAGCCGCUGCCCCCUUCCUAUGCAGCUUUAAUGCUCCCCGAUUCCCAGGAUGGGAGUUGAAGGCUCAGAAUUGGCCUGGCCCCCUACCCUUCCUCUAUCUCCCCAUAGUGCCCAGGGACUGGGCUGGGGCAUCCCCUGGCCUUGAUGGAGGGCCUCGGGACAGGAUGUUGGAUGGAGCCCCCUCCUUCCUCCUUGGGUGUCAGUGUUCUGGGACCCCCAGCAGCAGAUGGCUUGGGCGAGUUGGAGGCUCCCUGGCAGACACCCCAGCCCCACUCUGUUCCCUCGAAGUGCCCCCUCUCCUACUCCAGGCGAGGGAGUGUGGACAGUAUCUGGAAGUUCUGGGAUUCAGGUUGUUAUUAAAAUAAUUAUAAUUAAAAAAUCCGAAGAAACUUGAA